AUGAAGCAGGAUAGCGAGAAGCUAGGAAGGUUCCUGAGAAAGUGGAAUGGGGAGACUGAGAUAAAAAACAACGCCAAACAGUGGGCAGGCAUAGCAGAAGGUAACCAGUUAGCAGCAGCAUCCUCACUGAGGCUGGUCCUGGUGGGCACAUCUGGCUGUGGGAAAAGUGCCACUGGGAACAGCCUCCUCUGCCAGCGGGUAUUUGAGUCCAAGCUGGGGGCCCAGGAUGUGACCAGGACGUGCCAGGAGGCCUCAGGCACUUGGAAUGGGAAGAACAAGGUGGUUGACACACCAUCCAUCUUUGAGGCAAAGGCCCAGGACCAAGACCUGUACAAGAACAUCGGGGAUUGCUACCUGUUCUUAUCCCCAGGGCCCCAUAUGCUGCUGGUGGUGACAAAGCUGGGCCGCUUCACUGCCCAGGACACGGUGGCAGUGAGGAGGGUGAAGGAGAUCUUUGGGGCAGAAGCCAUGAGACAUGCGGUAGUCCUGUUCACCCACAAGGAAGACUUAGGGGGCGACUCCUUGGGUGACUAUGUAGUCAACACGGACAACCACAGCCUGCGGAGCCUGGUCCAGGAGUGCGGGAGGAGGUACUGUGGCUUCAACAACAAGGCCACUGGGGAGGAGCAGAGGGAGCAGCUGGAGGAGCUGAUGGCUGUGGUGGAGAGCCUGGAGAGGGAGCACCAGGGCGCCUACUACACAAAUGACCUCUUCUUUGAUGCACAGAUGCUCCUGGGAUGUGGGGGUGGCACCCGCGGAGAAGAGCACAGGUGCUACCUGGCCAAGGUGCAAGCUCACGUUGAAAAGCAAAGGCGAGACCUGCAGGAGGCCUGGAGAUACUGGGUGUCCAAGGCCGUCCACAGAGUCAAAAAUUGGAUGCUUUCUCACAUUGGGUUAUCUGCUUUUCUUGUGACAUACAUUUUGAUUUUCCUUGCCAUUUUAAUUAACUUGUGUAUUACUAAUGGUCGCUGA
Miniopterus natalensis is the source of this 972-nucleotide messenger RNA. NCBI's taxonomy places the organism in Eukaryota, Metazoa, Chordata, Mammalia, Chiroptera, Miniopteridae. The record is from RefSeq and is a predicted model, not a curated record.